This is a messenger RNA of Priceomyces carsonii, 762 nucleotides long. RefSeq lists its product as uncharacterized. Gene Ontology annotation, cellular component: cytoplasm; nucleus. Gene Ontology annotation, biological process: microtubule-based process. The transcript has a single exon. Bases 1 to 762 code for a protein of 253 amino acids. The record is from RefSeq and is a predicted model, not a curated record. Lineage: Eukaryota; Fungi; Ascomycota; Pichiomycetes; Serinales; Debaryomycetaceae.
AUGUCGAGUGACAGUAGAUGUACUCAGAAGUUAAAGAAGUUAAAGUUACAGAAACUGCUUUCAACUCUUGAUAAAUAUAGAAGCAUAGUCAAAAGUUCAAAACUUUUUGAAGAAACUAUUCAAUGCAUUGGCGAGGCCACUAACAUUAAAAGCAUUUGGUGCUUAGCUUUAGGCUCACCCUCAGAAAGUAUGGAGGCAUUAUAUCAGUUGGCAUAUGUAGAGGAGAUAGGGAAUUAUUUUAACUUGACUGCUACCUCUUUAUGGUUUUAUGAUCCUAUCUUCAAUGAUAUUGACAAAGAUAUGCUAGUAUCGCAAAGAGACCAUCAGAUCAAAGCUGAAGGAGAUUUCCAUAUAGAUAAAGUGCUUUUAUUUUUGCCCCAUGCAUCUUUGGAAUUGACAAAUCAUAUUUUAGAAAAGUAUAGGCCACAGUUGUUCUUGGGAAAUGAUUUGAUUUCGCAUACAGAUAGAUUAACGAAGAAGAGGAUUUUUGAACAAUAUCCAUUGCUUGCGACUUUGAUACAAAUUGUUGAUUACAAGAUGGAGAAGAAGAUUCAGGAAAAUGAAUUUACCACAGUUGUAAAUACUAAAAAGAAAAAAAAUAGGAAAAACCGUGGAGUUUACCAUGAAUCAAACAUUGAUUACGAUUUCGAAUUAUGUUAUGCCGCGAAAGUCGAGAUAACCAGAUAUAUGAACACACAAGGAGAGUGGCAAAAUGCAUUCAGUGAUUUAGCUUUCCAUCUUAUAAUACCAAAAGAGCACUAG